AAAUGGCUAAGUCAGUAGUAAUUCCUCGCAUGUCUCUCAUCUUCCUCCGCUCCAAAUCCAUCUCUUCAUUCUCUCAGUCAGGCACCAUCAUCUUUCCCUCAAUGCUCAAUUCCCUUUUGCUCAAAUCCCAUUCACUUCACUUUUUCUCUACAACUUCAACCCCAUACCCACUUCAAUACGAAAUGAUAAUCUCCCGCCCUGCUAACCCACCUUCACCAACCCUAAAAUCUCACCAACAACGCUUCCUUCCCAAUUCAAAACCUACUGAUUCCGAACCCGAACCCGGUUCAGAACUUGGGUUCGACGAUUGGGUCGACAGAAAAUUGAAUUCGAAAUCUUCUUCUCCACAAGCCGAACCGGAGCCUGAAGAACCCAAUUCGGGUAUUAUGAAAAUGGAUAAAGGGAAAAGGAAAUAUUACAAUAAGAGAAGGAAAAGAAUGUUUGGUGGGUCGGAUUCGGAGGAUGAGAAUAACAGGGACAAGGAUAAUGAGCUUGUUGAGUUGAAGCAGGAAGUUGUGGAGCUACCUACAUUGCACAAGAAGGAAGAAGAGUUGUACUUUUAUGACAAUUUUGCUUAUCCUUGGGAGAAGGAUAAGCAUUAUAAGAUGGUAUAUCAAUUGGAGAAGAAGUUUUUUCCCGAUCAGGGUUUUGAUAAGGCUUUUCUUGAUCCUGGGCAGUCGAAUGAGAAUGUAAAGAGGAGUAAAAAGAAAUUGGAGAAGAAGGAAAAUAUAAUAGAAAAAGAUAUGGAUGGUGGGGAUGGUAAAAGUUUGAUCUUUUUUGAAGAGGAAGAAAAAAGUGUCAGCUCUGAAACUAAGGAGGAAGCUAAAGUUGAUGUAUCGGAAAAGAAAGUGGAAGAGUUCUUCAAGUGUUUGAAGAAAGUUCCAAAUAAGGAAAAUGGUGUUGCCAGUGCCGAGCCAUUUCUAGCGACAAGGAGUACAGGGCUUCCUCCUAAAUGGGAUAGUCCGGGUGGGACGGUUGUAUUAGUGAACAAACCAAAAGGUUGGACUUCUUUUACUGUUUGUGGAAAGUUGCGCCGCCUAACAAAAGUGAAAAAGGUUGGCCAUGCUGGAACACUUGAUCCUAUGGCAACUGGCUUAUUGAUUGUAUGUGUUGGUAAAUCUACGAAGAUCGUUGAUAGCUAUCAGGGUAUGAUGAAGGGAUACAGUGGAAUCUUCCGUUUGGGAGAAGCCACCUCUACCUGGGAUGCAGAUUCCCCGGUAAUUCAACGAGAGCCAUGGGAGCAUAUCAAGGAUGAGGACAUAAAGAAAACGGCAGCAUCCUUUUUUGAAGAGAUAUGGCAAGUCCCUCCGAUGUUCUCAGCAAUCAAAGUUGGUGGUGAAAAGAUGUAUGAUAAAGCAAGAAGAGGAGAAAGCAUCGAACUUGCACCGAGAAGGAUUUCAAUUUUCGAAUUUGAUGUGAAGCGGAGUUUAGAUGACAGACAGAAUGUGAUUUUCCGAGUAAGAUGCUCAAAAGGUACCUAUGUCCGAUCACUUUGUGCAGACUUCGGGAAAGCUCUUGGCAGUUGUGCUCACUUGACAGCUCUGCGACGAGAUUCAAUUGGAGAGUAUACAGCGGAUGAUGCUUGGGAAUUUCAAGAAUUGGAAGAGGCAAUCACCAAAGGAUAUUUGUAAGAUUCUUUUUGAGAUUGCAUGGGCAGAGUUAUCCAGUACAUGUGCUGGUGAGAAGCUGCAGGUAUCAGCGGAAAAGUAGAUGCCCACAGGCUGGCCUGGACACCACCAUUACAGAAGAAACAGUUCUUGGAAAAUCCACAUUUUUGGUGGCAAUUGGAGAUCUAUACAUAUUUAUGUUCUGUCUAGCUACCUCAACAAAGAGUUAAUAGUAUUUUCACCUUCUCCACAUUACCUCUUUCCUUGGCCCCCAAUUUUGCUUCGUUUCUGGGCGAAAGUGGUGUUAGAACCUUUUAAUAGCAUAUAGAUUAGGAUGAGUUGUAAUAUAUCUUUAUUUUUCAAGAAAUGCUGGUAUCAAUUAGAUUUG
Solanum verrucosum is the source of this 1995-nucleotide messenger RNA. RefSeq lists its product as uncharacterized. The record is from RefSeq and is a predicted model, not a curated record. Gene Ontology annotation, molecular function: pseudouridine synthase activity; RNA binding. Gene Ontology annotation, cellular component: mitochondrion. The coding region runs from base 3 to 1631 and encodes 542 amino acids. The transcript is spliced from 9 exons. Lineage: Eukaryota; Viridiplantae; Streptophyta; Magnoliopsida; Solanales; Solanaceae. Gene Ontology annotation, biological process: mRNA pseudouridine synthesis; tRNA modification.